AUGUCGAACUCAUUGAUCCCCACUUUCAUCCUCGAUACAAACCACGAAUGGCUAUCCGAAAACCGUGAUUGGCUUGAGUCGUAUCCUGAUGUCGCCAGCGCACUAUGUGAUAAGUCCUCCCCGCUAUGGACCAGCCCAUCCCCUGGACACGAGAUCCCAACCAAUCUCUUCAGCCGCAUCAACAUCGAUAAUAAUAAAGUUGGUGUCGACCGGCUGGGAUGGGAUAAUGCCGUUUCGCGCCUCAACGAAUUGCGCAAUUGUACUGCUGCUCUCGAGGACGUUAGAUACUUGGAUGUAUGCAUUUACGUACAUACCGGCCAGUUCUCUAGCCCGCUCGUUGACUCAGAAAUGCCAUCUGAACUACCGGGCUUGUUUGCGGAAGUUUUGGCAUCCAUGCCGCAUUUAGAGAGAUUAAAUUGGGGGCUUAACGCAGAGCACACGGUAGCUUUCCGAGACGAGUUUUCAAGGCGGAAUUUAACGCUUCCUAGUGUUCGACACCUAGUUCCUGGAGCACAGAGCCAUUACCUUCUAUCCAUGUGUCCCGGCCUAGAAACUCUAGAAGCUGGUAGUUUCUUCCAUCAUGCGAGCUGGAAUGAGGGGUAUCGCUCGGGCCAUGAUUCGAGGUCUGAUCUAGUGCGCGCCGCCUCUGCCGUGAAAGGUAGUCUCAAAGAGUUUUUGAUGCUAGGUGACUGGACACCUAAGAGACUUGAAGAAGUCUUGGAGGCUAUGCCUAACCUAGUAAAAUUGACGAUGCAGGGACCAUUGGACUCUGAUAGAUAUCGGCUCGAGGAAGCAGAUACCAAACCUAAGGAGGAUGGGCAACUUCUCAAGAAAUACCUAUCCAUAAUCUCUAGAUUUCCCAAGCUCGAGCAGCUACAUCUACCCGACUCGUCAAAUUUGGAUCUAGGCUUUGAUGGUGGACAUUGGUGUGGCAACGCCUAUGACGGAGAAGGUGGAAGAAGUUACGGACGCUCCGUAGUGAAGCAGCGCGUCGAUACCACUGAACUGGCUGGUGACAUGGUCAUGAGAGCCGCCCCACACCUCAAGAUUCUAAGCAUUGGUGAGACUCAAGCGAACAUCACCCGAAAUGAUAAAGGAGACUUGGAAAUAGUGUGGCCCUGGACUGGAAGGAAGGAAGAAUAUGCAUAUGAGAUUUUCCCCCAGUAA
Daldinia vernicosa is the source of this 1167-nucleotide messenger RNA. RefSeq lists its product as uncharacterized. The transcript is spliced from 2 exons. The coding region runs from base 1 to 1167 and encodes 388 amino acids. Lineage: Eukaryota; Fungi; Ascomycota; Sordariomycetes; Xylariales; Hypoxylaceae. The record is from RefSeq and is a predicted model, not a curated record.